AUAAAUAAUAAUAAUUUAUUUAUACUUACUGCAACAUUAAAGUUUUGCACAUGAUAUGAUAGUUUCUUCAAAACUCCUUUCAAAUUCUAGUAGAUAUGGGUGAGUUUUUCAGCGAUGGAGACCUAACAAUGGAAGAGAAAUGCGAAAACAUGAUGAAUAUAGUUGUGGAAUCUCGCAAACGGUUCGGAAAAAUGUGUAUUGAUUAUCACCAGAAAGCCUCUCUUAUGGAGAACAAAAUACUAAAUUUACAGCUCGACACGUUCUCUAAUUACCGUUUUAAGUCGAAAAACUCUAUACCAGACAUAAAUAUCGAAGAUAUGAAUAAGGACAUCAACGAUUUUACCGCGGAAAUAUUGGCGAGAAGGAAAAAAAUUGAUGAGUUAAAAAAAAAAGUUAAAGACACAGAAAACGUUGUUCUUCAGUUGAAAAAAGACACCCUGAGUCAGAAAAUGGCUGAACCUCUAACUGUGGACGCUAAAUUAGCCAGGGCGAAAGCCAGAGCUGUUGAAAACAUGGAAAUUUAGAAUAGGUUUUAGUUUUGCAUUUAUUUUGUUUAUUAUACAACAUCGAGUAUAUAACCAGAAAUAGAGACGAAAUAAAUCUAUCCCUGGCCACUCAUCAGGCAAAUGGGCCUUAUAUCACUUUUAAAU
Messenger RNA from Hyposmocoma kahamanoa, 650 nucleotides. RefSeq lists its product as uncharacterized. Lineage: Eukaryota; Metazoa; Arthropoda; Insecta; Lepidoptera; Cosmopterigidae. The transcript has 2 exons. The record is from RefSeq and is a predicted model, not a curated record. Bases 96 to 524 code for a protein of 142 amino acids.